This is a messenger RNA of Neltuma alba, 356 nucleotides long. RefSeq names its product AT-rich interactive domain-containing protein 4-like. Lineage: Eukaryota; Viridiplantae; Streptophyta; Magnoliopsida; Fabales; Fabaceae. The record is from RefSeq and is a predicted model, not a curated record. The coding region runs from base 1 to 324 and encodes 107 amino acids. The transcript has 4 exons.
AUGACUGGCGUUGGAAAUACACUCAAAAGGCAUUAUGAAACUUACCUUCUAGAAUAUGAAUUAGCACAUGAUGAUGUGGAUGGAGAGUGCUGCUUGUUGUGUCACAGUAGUGCAGCUGGGGAUUGGGUGAAUUGUGGCAUAUGUGGCGAGUGGGCCCACUUCGGCUGUGACAGACGGCAAGGUCUUGGCGCAUUUAAGGAUUAUGCAAAAACAGAUGGACUGGAAUAUAUUUGUCCUCAUUGUAGCGUAACAAAUUUCAAGAAGAAACCCUCAGGUGUUGCCAAUGGGUUUUCUCAGGGGUCAACGGCAUCAAAACCCUUUUGAUAUACUUCUGCUCUCCCUCCCUCCAUUAACAA